Molecule: messenger RNA, 1458 nt
Organism: Verticillium alfalfae VaMs.102
Lineage: Eukaryota; Fungi; Ascomycota; Sordariomycetes; Glomerellales; Plectosphaerellaceae
Product: mRNA-decapping enzyme
Exons: 2
Coding region: 379-888 (169 amino acids)
Biological process (GO): deadenylation-dependent decapping of nuclear-transcribed mRNA
Cellular component (GO): P-body; cytoplasm
Molecular function (GO): hydrolase activity; manganese ion binding; RNA binding
Source: RefSeq, a predicted model, not a curated record
ACCACAUCACGUCGACAACGAGGUCCAUCACGAUACUUCAUUCGCUGUGACAGAUUUGGUGCAUUCUACAAUAACCGUUUUAUCAAGCUGCCCAAAGCGGUUCCACCUGCGCUGUUAUUCGCUCCUGUCGAACUUCCGACCCUUGUGCGACGAAACUGCCCGUGCCUGGACGUGGUGUUUUGCGCCUCAACUGUCGCAACGUACUCUUCGAUCAGGUCGCUGCCAAACACGUCAUUCCCGCUUGCCACCUACCAUGCAACUACAGCUGGAUAUCUCUUUACGGAAGAAUACACGAAUGUCCUAAGCGCUCUCGCCAUUAUUGGAUCAACUCUACCCCAAAGACUUUGGCUCGGACAUGAGCCUGACGUCGCUUCUAUCAUGGCCGCCUACAAGAUGCAGUUAGAAGAUUGGCUGGAUGACCUGUGCGUCCGUUUCAUCAUCAACCUCCCCGAGGAGGACCUCUCCUCCGUAGCACGGAUAUGCUUUCAAAUCGAGGAAGCUCAAUGGUUUUACGAGGACUUCGUCCGUCCGCUCGACCCAACCCUACCUUCCAUGACCCUCCGAAACUUCAGUCUGAGAAUCUUCCAACACUGCCCUCUCCUUGCGCCAUUCUCGGUAGAGAACCACACUCGCGCAUUUGAAGAGUUUUUACAGUAUAAAACACGAGUGCCCGUACGCGGAGCAAUUCUUCUCAAUGAGGACAUGGACUCUACUGUUCUUGUCAAAGGUUGGAAGAAGGGCGCCAAUUGGAGUUUCCCACGUGGCAAGAUCAAUAAGGAUGAGGACGAUUGGAAUGCGCCAUCCGAGAGGUCUAUGAAGAAACGGGAUACGAUCUCCAUGCUGCCGGCUUGGUUCCUCCUAAUCGGGAUGUUAAGCAUAUCGAGAUAACCAUGAGAGAGCAGCAGAUGAGGCUAUACGUGUUUCGGGAUGUCCCCAUGGAUACCCAUUUCGCGCCACGUACCAGGAAGGAGAUCAGCAAGAUCUCUUGGUACAAUCUUUCUGAACUCCCUGCGUUUCGGAAGAAAGGUAACAAUCAAAAAUGAUGCCGCGGCUUCCGCCGCCGCCGCAAACGCAAACAAGUUCUACAUGGUUGCUCCUUUCCUCGUCCCUCUGAAGAAGUGGGUAGUGCAACAGAAGAAACGAGACAAUGCGAAGAACACCCAACAGGUUUACUUUCAGCCUCAGAAUCUCUACGAGGAGCCUGUUACUGAAGAUGACGCUUGGGUACAAGAUAAGCCAACGGCAGCCGUGGUUGAGCACACUCCUGCUCUAGAUACCCUUGAAGGUGCGACCAAAGAGCUUCAAAGGUUGCUCAAGGUUCAACCGAAUACGCAAGGGCUUCAAAUGCCAUCCAUGUCCGAUAACAACCGGGACAAGGGCGCAUCUCUUCUCGCCGUUCUCCAGGCGAAUAGCCAAGUCCAUAACAGUGGUCCGCAAACUCACGUGCCACAUAACCCC